AUGGAUCGUGAAUGGAGGAGAAAAUGGACACUCAGACCCGAGCUGAGAGCGUUCCUUGAAGAGGAAUCUGUCCCUGCAUCCAGCUUCAGUACAAAUCUGAGUCAUUCACAGUUGAGUGCUGAACAAAUCGAGAAAGAGAGGAUCGUUAUCUCAUCGGAUGACGAAAAUUCUAAGCCCUGCAAGAAGAAGUGUACCAAGGCCAGCGCAAAGAGUAUCAAGACCAGCGUGAAUAAUGCCAAGGCCAGCGCAAAGAGUAUCAAGACCAGCGUGAAUAAUGCCAAGGCCAACACGAAGAAUCUUUCCCCCAGCAAGGAGAAGGAAGUAUCCAACGAGAAGGUUACCAAGGCUGCGGACAACAAGCUCUCCAGUGAUGAUGGGGAAGAAUGGGAGGAGUUGAAUUGA
This is a messenger RNA of Guillardia theta CCMP2712, 402 nucleotides long. RefSeq lists its product as hypothetical. NCBI's taxonomy places the organism in Eukaryota, Cryptophyceae, Pyrenomonadales, Geminigeraceae. The coding region runs from base 1 to 402 and encodes 133 amino acids. The record is from RefSeq and is a predicted model, not a curated record. The transcript has a single exon.